CAUAGCUAUGCGUAUUGACAUUUAUAAGUGAGGUUAAAUUGAAUAUUUACAAAAAUGUUUAGCAUUUUCAAUACAAAAACUAAAAAAACCCAUGAGUUUGACAAAGAUUUUGAACCUCCUUCGAAGAAAUUAGUAACAGAGGGUGAUUUAUUAAUAAAAAAACUAAGUGAAAAACAAUUGGAGAAAAAAACAACAUUAGCAAAACAAUUAAAUGCUACAAAAGAAUUCGUGGGAAGUAGUGAAUUCGUUCCAGUUACAAACAGACUACAUGGGGUAACUCCAUUAAGUUAUUUUGAAAAUGAAACAAAUAAAUUUGACGUUUAUGAUAAAUAUAAAUCUCUUGGGUUAUCUGAACAAGAUAUACAGUUAUAUGAGGAUAAUUUAAAAGGUUUUGGAUAUGUUUUAUCAAAGCACAGAAAUAUAAACAGUGAUAUUUUAAUGGGUAACAUAAAAAGAAUAGAAAAAGUUAUUUUUGAAAGUACAACACUAGAUGAUAAGGAAAUAAAUGUUUAUAAUAUAGCAAAACAAAAAGCGGAGGAUUUAUUUUCUGUAAAACCUGAUAGUACAGAAACUAAGCUACUCAAGUUUGCUUUAAAUAAUGAGGGGAAAAAGGAAAAAUUGCCACAUCCUAUGGAUAAUAUACAAGAAGUUGAAAACAACUUAAACAAAAAUGUAGAUUUAUUUUCUUCAGUGGAUGUGAAGAAAAUAAGGAAAAAAGCGAGAUCCUUGGCAAGGCAAAUUAAUGAAUUAAAUCAAAUUCAACCUAUAGAGUAUAAAAAUAAUAACAAAAGUAGACCAAUAACAAAAAAUUCCAAAUGGGAUAAACAAGAGACACAAAAAGAAGUUAAAGUACAUGAAAAUAAAUUAUAUUCUUGUAAGAAACAGAGUUUAUAUACAAUUAAGGAUGGCAAAAUUGUACAGAUACAGGGUGAUUCUAAAAUUAUUGACACAAAUAAAAAACCAAACAAACUAACCAUAAAAGAAAUUAAAAGUAUGGACAAAUUUAAAAACUAUGAACCAGGAGAUACUACAUCAAAGUUAUAUUUAAAAAAUAUGCAUAAAAAUGUUGAAGAAAGGGACUUGUUUAACUUACUAACUGAUAUUGAUAAGAAUAAUAUAAUUUCAAUUGAUUUGAUGAAAGGAAAAAUGAAAGGGCAAGGGUUUAUACAAUUUAAAGAUGAAAAUAUUGCAAAAGAAGCCCUAAUUCUUCUAAACGGAAUUUUAUUGAGGAACAAGCCAAUUAUUGUUCAGUAUAGCAAAAAAUGAUGUCAUUCAAU
Brassicogethes aeneus is the source of this 1277-nucleotide messenger RNA. The record is from the annotation of a GenBank genome assembly. Lineage: Eukaryota; Metazoa; Arthropoda; Insecta; Coleoptera; Nitidulidae.